Molecule: messenger RNA, 2178 nt
Organism: Parastagonospora nodorum SN15
Lineage: Eukaryota; Fungi; Ascomycota; Dothideomycetes; Pleosporales; Phaeosphaeriaceae
Exons: 5
Coding region: 1-2178 (725 amino acids)
Molecular function (GO): protein binding
Source: RefSeq, a predicted model, not a curated record
AUGGCUGCGUUCCUGACUGGCACAUUGUUCAAACAAAGCAUAGCGGUUGUUUCUAUCGCUCUUCAACUCACCGAGUCUUGUAUCAAGCUUUACAAGUUCUGGGAGUCUAUCGAAGAUGGUCCACAAGAGAUAGCAGCUAUCAGAGAAGAUUUACAGUACCUGAUAUCGAUCUUCAGGGAAAUCGAAUCCAACAACGGCCAUGUGGGCGACUGUAUACUAGAAGGGAUCCAGUAUUGUCGCAUCAGAAUCGUGUCUCAAACGCAGAAGAACACGUUCUCGACAGGCAAGCACCUACUCGGACUUCCGCAGGAUCAAGCCCGCGUGCCGAACUCAGAACAGCAUUACCUCAGGUACCUGCCAGAGACCGCGCACAAAGCUACCGAUGACGCGCUCACCAGUUUCGAGCGAUGCUUUCCCCCAAAGACGCUGGCUACCCAGCAGAUGAAGGAGCUCUUCCUCCAUGCGAUCGGACAAACUACAAUUGCCACCUUUGAGUCAGACUCCCUGGAAAUAUUUGCACAAGACACGUACAUGGUCGACGACAGUGGAGCAAUACGAUCUAGGACAUAUGUGUAUUCUGAGAGCCUGCGCUUCCGCGUUCGUCAUCGUGCGCUGAAAUUCAGUACCAUACUCGGGUGCGUGUGGAUACGUACGACUAUCAUAAGUGUCCCAGAUGGCUCCGGCGAUGCGCAGCAAAGAUUGCAAUGUAUCACUUCAUUUAGCUUCUAUCCAUCGAGAUGGUUACAGCUGAUAGGUAUAGCGAAGGGCCUGGAAGUCAUCAUGGCUUCUACGGCGAGGAGCUGGGUGUUCAACUGCAAAUUGACGAUAACUCACGCUGUGCCUGAAGACUCUCUGAUCUUCGACCUUUGUCGAAGUGGUCAGACGCGGGCUGUAGAGAUACUCUUCAGUAAAGGCUUGGCGAGUGUGAUGGAUACGAGUCCAAAGGGAUGGAAGCCUUUGCAUUUCGCUGCAGCCAGUGGCCAUGUAGAUUUGUGUGCCUUGCUGAUCAAAGCUGGCGCAGACAAGACAGCGCUCGUGUACGAAGGACCUUCCUCGUCCAUACGAAUCUCCAUGCUGCGGCUCUUCUCCGACUGUAUCGACAUAUCAGACUCUACUAGUGAUGGGUGGACAGUUCACGAAUGGUUGAAGAGAACCUUUGCUCGGGAGAGGGUUCCAAUCUCACAAAACAGUGUCACAUGGCUCUUGGGCGCAACUGCUAACGAACAGUAUGUCGACCUUACACCCCGCAUUGCAUGGAUUGGUCUGCAGCAUGCUGUAAGAAGUGUGAUCUGCCAUGCACAACACAGUCGCAUUCUGCAGCGAAUCCUGGAUCUCUCGGAUUCCGACCAUAACGCACUCAAUCAGCAGCAUUUCAAUUCGAUUAGCUCACUACUGGCGCUGAAAGUCAGCGGGCAAGUCUUGCUACCAAUGGCCUUGACUGCAGGGUCUUUUCUUCGGAUACGAGGCUUCGAUUGGGCCCAUGAUUAUAUGACGCACAAGCAGUACAUGCAAGCUCUCCCAAGCAUCUAUUCAGCUUGGUGCUAUGCAGUGCUGGAUUGCGUAGAGACGUUGGAAAGAUCGAUGGACAUGGAAUUCGAGAAGUGUUUGCAGCAACUUGGCUGGAACCGACAGCAUUUCCUCGACGCGAUGUCGCAUACCCACACGGACACGAGAAAGAUCACGGAAAGUCCCGAGGACUCUGCAUGUAUUCGAUGUUGUAGUGACUACAGAGCUUUUCCAGAAGGUCUUGUCGCACCCCACUGGAUUGCCGUUUCCGAAUGCGUGCGGACACAACACGCAAUGGACUGCAUCUGUCAGGAGGCCUCUGAACACACCUCCUCGUCAACUCAUGCUGUACUUCGAGAUUACUAUGAUCGGAAGUAUAUCGGUAGUGACGAUGCAGAAGAUUCGGACAACGAAGACUCAUUCUACGAUGCAGCACCAUACGCCUUUGAUGAGUCCUUCCUGGCGAGCGUAAAUCCGUCGAUCACUUUCUUCAAUAUAGCGACCCUUCUUUACCGUGCGCAAGGAAGAGCCUGGAUGGGAAAAUAUGCUGUCAAUGACCGUCUGUGUGCUACGUGCUUUCUCCAGCAGGAGAACUAUAUUGACCACGAUGGCUUGAUCGCAGAUUUUCCGCCUGUACCAGAUCAUUUCACACGCAUCGAAUCACAUCAGUAG